AAGAAAAAAAAGAACGAGUAAAAUAAAAAAAAAACAAUCUCCUUUGCUUUUCAUGACCAGAAUUAAUUAUUCGUUUUUCAAUGAGUUAAAUUGUAAGUUUUUUUUUAUCUCUUUACCUUAAUAUGUUAGUCCCACUUCGCUAUUUGUUUUUCGAGCACAUUACGUUAUUUAUAGAAUCACACAUCGUCAAAGGGAUGUAACUCUAGUAAAGGGAGAUAAUUUUGCUAACCCUAUAUUAUACCGCGUUAGCUGCUAGCAUUUAAAUAAUUCACUACUACGUUUGAAGACAGUGCUUCCUUACGGCUGCAAUCCAUUGGCUGAAACCAGUAAACGAUGUUGAAUCUAAUGACAAUUUGAGAAUAUUCGAACCAAUGUGUGACACAAUGUGCCCAGUGUGCCUUUUUGUUAUUGGUUUGAUAAUUGUGAUCUACCUCCUUGUGUGGGUCUACGUGAAGUCUACUCGAAGGCAUUGCACAUCAGACGUUGAUCUCACUGGCAAGACUGUAAUUGUUACAGGAGGAAAUAAUGGACUUGGUUACGUUGCUGCACGCGAAAUAGCUUCUCGCAAUGCCCGUGUUAUUCUAGCUUGCCGAAAUGCUGAAAAAGCUAAAGCCGCAGUGGAAAAAAUCAUUUCAGAAACUGGAAAGAAAAACGUGGUCUUCAUGAAGUUAGAUGUAAGCUCUUUAAAAUCUGUGAGAGAGUUUGCUAAACAGUUCCUGAAAGAAGAAAGUCGACUAGACAUUUUGAUAAACAAUGCUGGUAUCAUUACAAAUGAUGCCAAGUUGACAGAAGACGGACUUCAAGUAACAUAUGCCACAAAUCAUUUUGGUCCAUUCUUACUCACAAACCUUCUCCUAGGACGUUUAAAGGCUUCAGCUCCUUCUCGAGUGGUCACUCUUAGUUCUCUCGGUCAUCAUCUUGGAAAGAUCCAUUUUGAAAAUUUCAAGAAACCUAUGUUAUUUGAAGGCUCACUGACUUAUGCCUCAACAAAAUUAGCUAGUAUACUAUUUACUUAUGAAUUAGCAAAAAGAGUGAAAGGAGAAGGGGUAACAGCAUAUUCUGUUCAUCCAGGACUUUGCAGUUCAAAUCUUUUUGAUAGCUAUCAUCCAAUUAUACAAUGGAUCCUUUUGAAUAUAAAUCCUUUCACAAAGACUAUAGAAGAAGGUGCUCAAACUACUAUUUAUUGUGCUAUUGAAAAAGGUAUUGAGGAGCAUAGUGGAAAAUAUUUCGAUAACCUUCGACCAGGAUGGGCCAAUUCAAAAGGCUAUGAUGCAGGGGUUGCCAAAAAACUAUGGGAAGUCAGUGAAAAUUUGACAAAGCUUGCAUAAAUCACAGAAAUAAUCACAGAAGUAAAAUGUUUUCUGAUGAAUCUACAGCUACUGCUACUGCUAAAUCACGCAUUUAUGAAGAUCUGUCAUUAACAUAUAUUUCAGAUUUUUGUAUUUUUACUUUUGGAGAUGAAUUUUGUAAAUUUACAAUAUGUAUAUAUAUAUAUACAUAAUCAAAUAAAAUGAAUUUAAAAAAAAAGAAAAAGUGGAAAACAAAUAAACAAAUAAAAGCUUUUUUUUUUGUUGAUGGCUUUAUCAACAUGAAGUACUUUUUUCCCAUAAAUUCUUUUAUUCAUGAACAAAACACUAACAUGCACUCUCACAUUUACACAUUCAUUCACUCAUGCCCACUACCACACACACACCACACA
This is a messenger RNA of Octopus sinensis (East Asian common octopus), 1699 nucleotides long. Its product is annotated as retinol dehydrogenase 11. The transcript has 7 exons. NCBI's taxonomy places the organism in Eukaryota, Metazoa, Mollusca, Cephalopoda, Octopoda, Octopodidae. Gene Ontology annotation, molecular function: oxidoreductase activity. The record is from RefSeq and is a predicted model, not a curated record. The coding region runs from base 372 to 1328 and encodes 318 amino acids.